GGAGCGCGCGCGCGCCCCCGUCACUCGCUCGCGUGCCCGCUCGGCCGCGGUUCCUCCGGGGCGGGACGGAAGCGCCGGGAGCGGAGCGUGGCGAGGUGUCGGGGCCGCUCGAGGUCGUCAGCACCCACGUACGGCCGCUGCCCACCGCGGAGUGAUCCCGUCCCCGCUGCCCGGGCCCGUGGGGUGGGCAGCCGGCCGGCGGGCCGAGGGCUGAGCCUGGGGACGGGGGCCGAGGCCCGAGGCCGCGCGGCUCCGCGCAGGCGCCAUGAGGCCCCCCGGCUCCGCGCAGGCGCCCUGGCAGCCCUGAGGCCUGGGCGGCCAGUGGGCUGAGCCGGGCCCGGGCCAGGCGGGUUCCGUGCGGGGCCGGGGCCUCGCCAUGGCCGGGGCCAUUGCGUCCCGCAUGAGCUUCAGCUCCCUCAAGAGGAAGCAACCCAAGACAUUCACCGUACGUAUCGUCACUAUGGACGCCGAGAUGGAGUUCAAUUGCGAGAUGAAAUGGAAAGGGAAGGACCUGUUUGACUUGGUGUGCCGGACUCUGGGACUACGGGAAACCUGGUUCUUUGGACUGCAGUAUACAAUUAAGGACACGGUGGCCUGGCUCAAAAUGGACAAAAAGGUGCUGGAUCAUGAUGUUUCGAAGGAAGAGCCAGUUACCUUCCACUUCCUGGCCAAGUUUUAUCCAGAGAAUGCAGAGGAAGAGCUGGUCCAGGAGAUCACCCAGCAUUUAUUCUUCCUUCAGGUGAAGAAGCAGAUUCUGGAUGAGAAGAUCUACUGCCCUCCCGAGGCAUCAGUGCUCCUGGCUUCCUAUGCUGUCCAAGCCAAGUAUGGUGACUAUGACCCCUCUGUUCACAAGCGUGGGUUUUUGGCGCAAGAGGAGCUGCUUCCAAAAAGGGUAAUAAAUCUGUAUCAGAUGACACAAGAGAUGUGGGAGGAGAGAAUUACCUCGUGGUAUGCGGAGCAUCGAGGCAGAGCAAGAGAUGAAGCUGAAAUGGAAUAUUUGAAGAUUGCCCAGGACUUGGAAAUGUAUGGUGUGAACUACUUUGCAAUCCGGAAUAAAAAAGGCACAGAACUACUUCUGGGAGUGGAUGCUCUGGGCCUCCACAUAUAUGACCCUGAAAACAGACUGACCCCCAAAAUCUCCUUCCCUUGGAACGAAAUCCGGAACAUCUCUUACAGCGACAAAGAGUUCACCAUCAAGCCUCUGGAUAAGAAGAUCGACGUCUUUAAGUUUAACUCCUCCAAACUGCGGGUUAAUAAGUUGAUACUGCAGCUGUGCAUCGGGAACCACGACCUCUUCAUGCGGAGAAGGAAGGCCGAUUCCCUGGAGGUGCAGCAGAUGAAAGCCCAGGCCAGGGAGGAGAAGGCCAGGAAGCAGAUGGAACGACAGCGUUUGGCUCGAGAGAAGCAGAUGAGGGAAGAGGCUGAGCGAACAAGAGAUGAAUUGGAGAGGAGGCUCUUACAAUUGAAGGAGGAAGCUACUAUGGCCAAUGAAGCUCUGAUGCGGUCCGAGGAGACGGCAGACCUGCUGGCGGAGAAGGCGCAGAUCACAGAGGAGGAGGCCAAGCUCUUGGCCCAGAAGGCAGCCGAGGCUGAGCAGGAGAUGCAGCGGGUCAAGGCCACGGCCAUAAGGACAGAAGAGGAAAAGCGCCUGAUGGAGCAGAAGGUGCUGGAGGCCGAGAUGCUGGCCCUGAAGAUGGCCGAGGAGUCGGAGAGGCGAGCGAAGGAGGCAGACCAGUUGAAGCAGGAUCUCCAGGAAGCCAGGGAGUCCGAGAGAAGAACGAAGCAGAAGCUCCUGGAAAUCACCAGCAAAGCUACGUACACGCCGCCCGUGAGCUCGAGCACCGCGGCUCUGCCGGCCGACAUGCCCGGCUUCACCCUCAUUGGCGAGAGCCUGUCUUUCGACUUCAAGGACACCGACAUGAAGCGGCUCUCCAUGGAGAUCGAGAAGGAGAAAGUGGAGUACAUGGAGAAGAGCAAACACUUGCAGGAACAGCUCAAUGAGCUCAAGACGGAGAUCGAGGCCCUCAAGCUGAAGGAGAGGGAGACGGCCUUGGACAUCCUGCACAACGAGAACUCUGACCGGGGCGGCAGCAAACACAACACCAUCAAAAAGCCUCAAGCCCAAGGCAGAAGACCCAUCUGCAUUUGAGCCUUCCAAGAAGCUGACCUUACAGAGCACAAAGUCCCGCGUGGCCUUCUUUGAAGAACUCUAGACUGGCGCGGCCAUCCCAGGAGCGAGCGGCCGCCUCUGCCCGGGCCCAGGACGCCUUCCCAGCCUGCUCCAGCCAAGCGGCGGCCUUGAAUUCCAGCCCUUGCCAGGGUUUCUCGGGGGGGAUUCAAGGUCAGCCCCGUGGAUGUUUAGGACGUGCCGUCUUCUGCCUGACGUCGGCUUGUGCUCUGCCCACGGGCUUCACGGACACCUUGGCCUGGCACUCUGGCUCCACGUGGUCUCCGCUGGGCAGGCAGAUGCCAGUGCGGGUCUCGGGGCAGAUGGAAGCCCUGGGGAGCUGUUCUGGGGGGCGGGAAGAUUGGGGGAUGUGGGUCACUGCCCCACGCCAGGCUUUCGCAAGACCCUUCCCAUCCGGGAAAAAGCAUUGAGCUCGCGAGAGCACGGCUCCCCGGUGGCCCGAGGAUGUGCUUCCGCUGCCAGAGCCGGGUGCAGGAAAAGCAGCUGGCUGUGUGCGAAGGAGUUGGGCAAAGAGCAGCUGCAGGUCUUGAGCCUGCCUCGGGCCAGUGUCCACCCCUGAGGGGCGCGCCCCCCCAACCCUCCUCCCUUCCGGGCCUGACUGGCCAUGCCAGCGUUGGGGAGAGCUUCCCCUUUAGACGCGAGGGACCGGACAUUUGGGGCCUUCUAGUAACCCGGCCGAUUUGGCACUGAUUUAUGUUGUCUUCUCCCUGCUCUGUGUGUUGAAGCCUCUCCUGCCCCAAGCCCUUCUGCGUCCUUUCCUCCCCUCAGUGUGCCUGGUAACGUGUUGUGCCCGCAGUGGGCGCUCAGUAAUCGCCCCUUGAUCAACGGCCCCUUGCCAGGUCAGUCCCCCGGCUGAGCUCCCUCCCAGCGUGUCCCAGCGGGAUUCGAGCAGCUCCACGGCUUCGACUAGAGACAUCUUCCCCCUCUCCCGAGUGUGCCCUGGGGAGCCCGAGACCCCUGCUCAAGGAGGGGGCCGGUUCCUGGGCAGCUCCCGUCCUCUCUGUCCCUGAGCCCCUCCCGGCCGAUUCUGUCCUUCCUGCCGGCAGGGAGAUGGCCACGAAUGUGAAUGCAGGAGCUCGGCCUGUGCCUGCUGCCGCUGGGUCAUCCGGGCUGGGGGCAGGCGGCCUGGCCUGCGUCGCUGGUGAGGGGCCCAAGGAAUCUGCCCCGCCAGGGGAUGGGGCUCUGCUCCACGGGACCACACCAGCUCUGGCCCGGCCCCCUCCCAGACCCGCUGGGGGGCGGCUCUUGCCUUGGGGGAGCCCCACACUUAUUUAAUUAGCAGUGAGGAGCCAGUGCUGCCCCGGCCAGAACAGGUUCAAAGUAGGAACGCUCUGUUUGAGAUGUGCGUCACCCCAGCGGGGGCAGGACCGUGGCCUUCCUCAGGGCCCUUCCUGCCCCGGGCUUUCCGUUUCCUGGACAUCCAAAGCUUAGCCAAAUGCUUCUUCUCCUUUAAGAAAGAGAGCCUGGCCGGGGGGGCAGGAGAACCCCCGACUCCCCUGUUCCUCGCUGAUCCAGGCCGUCCUCCCCAGGGGCAGAAGCACGUGGGGGCCUUGGGGAGAGAGGAGAGCCAUGGGAGCCCCUUAAUUCCACUCAAGAAGAGACUACCCUGUGGGGGUGGGAGCGAGCAGGAAGGAUGCUCAGAGAUGGCCCCACAUCACCGACAGCAUCAGGGAGAAUCCGCAGUGCCCAGGCCUUCCCCAAGUGCGUGAGCCCGGCGGCCCGCUGGCAGCCCCCACAUUCCGGUGCUUCCGGUGAACGUGCAUCUUGUGCGUCUGUCUCUGUGUAUCUCUGUCUGCAGUACAGCCAAGCCCCCGGCCCGUUCUCCUGCCCUCUGUGCCAAUUUCCAGUCUGCCCCUUUGCCCGCCGGACCCUCGGCCGGGCCGGACCCCCACGUGGACGUCUCGUCCAACCCCCUUUCAGAGCAAAAGUUCGCGGUUUGGAUUUGUACGGCCUGGCAUGGGGCUGGGGGGUGAAGCCCCCUCCCCUGCCAGGGUUAAAUCCUGACAAGCGUUUUCUAUUCCGAGGGGUUGUUCUAUUUUAACUGAUUGUUUUAAUAAAAAUUCAAAGCUGUAAAA
Monodelphis domestica (gray short-tailed opossum) is the source of this 4263-nucleotide messenger RNA. It is a transcript of the gene NF2, whose product is annotated as NF2, moesin-ezrin-radixin like (MERLIN) tumor suppressor. The record is from RefSeq and is a predicted model, not a curated record. Gene Ontology annotation, molecular function: actin binding. Lineage: Eukaryota; Metazoa; Chordata; Mammalia; Didelphimorphia; Didelphidae. Gene Ontology annotation, cellular component: cytoskeleton.